This is a messenger RNA of Neomonachus schauinslandi (Hawaiian monk seal), 1404 nucleotides long. RefSeq names its product RasGEF domain family member 1C (gene RASGEF1C). Gene Ontology annotation, molecular function: guanyl-nucleotide exchange factor activity. Bases 4 to 1404 code for a protein of 466 amino acids. Gene Ontology annotation, biological process: positive regulation of GTPase activity; Ras protein signal transduction. The record is from RefSeq and is a predicted model, not a curated record. Gene Ontology annotation, cellular component: plasma membrane. The transcript is spliced from 13 exons. Lineage: Eukaryota; Metazoa; Chordata; Mammalia; Carnivora; Phocidae.
GGCAUGCCCCGGACACUGAGCGCCUCCGACAUGGUCACCCCUGGCAGCCCUGGCCCACCCCCCACUGAGCCCACAGAUGGCGAGCAGGCUGGGCAGCCCCUCCUGGAUGGGGCUCCCUCGUCAGCCUCCCUGGACACCCUGAUCCAGCACCUGGUGCCCACGACUGACUACUACCCCGAGAAAGCCUACAUCUUCACCUUCCUCCUGAGCGCCCGCCUCUUCAUCGAGCCCCGGGAGCUCCUGGCCCGCGUCUGCCACCUGUGCAUUGAGCAACAGCAACUGGACCAGCCUGUGCUGGACAAGGCCCGGGUCCGGAAGUUUGGCCCCAAACUGCUCCAGUUGUUGGCCGAAUGGACGGAGACAUUCCCGCGGGACUUCCAGGAGGAGUCGACCAUCGGGCACCUGAAGGACGUGAUGGGCCGCAUUGCCCCCUGUGAUGAGGCAUACCGAAAGAGGAUGCACCAGGUCCUGCAGGCUCUGCACCAGAAGCUGGCCACUCAGGGCCAGGGCCCGGAAGGCCUGCUGGGUGCCGACAAGCCCAUCUCCUACAGGACCAAGCCACCGGCCUCCAUCCACCGGGAGCUCCUUGGCGUCUGCAGUGACCCCUACACUCUGGCCCAGCAGCUGACCCACGUGGAGCUGGAACGGCUGCGGCACAUCGGGCCUGAGGAGUUUGUCCAGGCUUUUGUGAACAAGGACCCUUUGGCCAGCACAAAGCCUUGUUUCAGUGACAAGACUAACAAUCUGGAGGCUUACGUGAAAUGGUUCAACAGACUGUGCUACCUCGUGGCGACUGAGAUCUGCAUGCCGGCCAAGAAGAAGCAGAGGGCCCAGGUGGUGGAGUUCUUCAUCGACGUGGCCCGUGAAUGCUUCAACAUUGGCAACUUCAACUCUCUGAUGGCCAUCAUCUCCGGCAUGAACAUGAGCCCCGUCUCUAGGCUGAAGAAGACCUGGGCCAAAGUGAAGACGGCCAAGUUUUUCAUCCUCGAGCACCAGAUGGACCCAACAGGGAAUUUCUGCAACUACAGGACAGCCCUGCGGGGGGCAGCCCACCGCUCCCUGACCGCCCACAGCAGCCGUGAGAAGAUCGUCAUUCCCUUCUUCAGCCUGCUCAUCAAAGACAUCUACUUCCUGAACGAGGGCUGCGCCAACCGCCUCCCCAACGGACACGUCAACUUUGAGAAAUUCCUGGAGCUGGCCAAGCAGGUUGGAGAGUUCAUCACAUGGAAACAAGUGGAGUGUCCCUUUGAGCAAGACCCCAGCAUCACCCACUACCUGCACACCGCUCCCAUCUUCAGCGAGGAUGGUCUUUAUUUGGCUUCUUAUGAAAGUGAGAGCCCAGAGAACCAAACAGAAAAAGAGAGGUGGAAAUCUCUAAGAUCUUCUAUUUUGGGGAAGACGUGA